UAUUAACAGAAAAAAUACAAAAAAAUAUUAAAAUAAAUAUUUAAAGUGAAAAAUAUUGAAAAAAUAAAUAUUUAAAAAUUUAAGGAAAAAAAAAUUUUUUUGCUCAAAUUUAAUUAAAAAUUAAUUAUUUUAAUUAAAAAUAAAUUAAUCUUUAUUAAAAACCAAAAAAAUCAUAAAAAUUAAUCUUCUUUCGUUUAACAUCACGACAGAUAUACCUUUCUUAUGAUGAAUAUACUAAUUGUUAGCACGUUAUUUUUAAUCCUAAAUAUUUCACAAGAAAUUUAUGCAAAUCCGCAUCACAGGAGAGAACCUGUUGGUUUUCAGGGCACUCGUGGCAGACGAAGCGUGGAUUUCGACAAUAAAAGUAUUAAUAGUAAGGAUGACAGCGUUCAGACAGAGCAAGAAGCUCCCUUUUAUGUAAAUAGUGUGACAACCGAGAGUAUUAGCAAUGACGAGCCGGUCGGUACGAGUCCGUCGUCAUUGUCAAUUGUCAAGCGGGCCCCUGCAAUGGGCUUCCAAGGUGUACGUGGCAAGAAAUUUGAUGAAUUUUACGCGGAUCUGGACAAGAGACUUCCGAUGGGAUUUCAGGGUGUACGUGGCAAAAAGUUGCUAAUAAAUUACCCGCAUCUAUGGUAUUAUUCACCGAAACGUGCACCGAGUGGAUUUAUGGGAAUGCGUGGCAAGAAAAGUUAUGACUACGACGAGGGCGCGCUGGAUAAACGAGCGCCUUCAGGUUUCAUGGGAAUGCGUGGGAAACGACCUGAAGACUUUGAACAGCAGUACGACAAUUACAGCAGCAACGAUGACGACUUGAGACUGUAUCAAGCAUUGAUGUCGGGAGCUGAUUCGCUAAAUCAUUGGUACGAAGAUCAAUUAAAUGAACUCGAUCCGAACAACAUUGAGGAGUACGGGUAUGAGAAGAGAGCGCCUGCGGGCUUUGUUGGGAUGCGAGGACGUCGAUUUUAUGACAGCGAUUUAUUCCAAACGCUCGAAAGUAAGAAACGAGCACCUUCGGGCUUUACAGCGAUGCGUGGCAAAAGAGCUCCGUCAGGUUUUAUGGGAAUGCGCGGUAAGAAAGACGACCCCGAAAUGCUAGAUAAUUACGAAAAACGAGCGCCAGCUGCAGGAUUUUUGGGCAUGCGAGGCAAAAAGGGGCCCUUGGUAAGUCUAUAUAGAAAGUUUGCUUAUUUACAGGGAAAUUCAUUUUUUGGUACGCGAGGCAAGAAAUUCCCCUACGAGUUUCGCAGUAAAUUUAUCGGUGUCAGAGGAAAGAAGGCCUUCAAUUCUGAAAAUGAAAUUGAAGAAACCGAACAGCUCGAAAAUAACAUGGAAAAACGCAAACCCAACGGAUUUGUCGGAAUGAGAGGCAAAAAAGAUUCCGAGUCAAGUCAGGAGUAAAGUGAGCAGUUAAGUACAAUGAUGAACAUAUAACGGCUAAAAAAAAGUAUUAAUAGAACUUAAGUUAUAAUUUUUUAUUUAUUUUCUUCCGUGGCUGGGUUAUUUUUUAAAGUAUUAUAAAAAAAACAAUUAUUUGACAUCCAAUCUUCGUGAAAUCCGGAAAUUUGUUAUUCAAUUAAAUUAUUUAUUCGAAAAGUUGCAGAGAAAUGUUUGCAAAAGUAAUUUCUCGUUGCUACUGAUUUUAAUUUAAAAAUAAUCAUUUUAUGCAGAUUCAAGUUUAGUUGACUUAUUUUUGUUAGAAAAGGCAGCGAAAAUAUAAUUUGAAAAUAAAAUGGAAUUAAUGAAAAGUGAAAAAGUUAGCAGAGAAAUUUAUCGCAUAAAAAUAAAUCGAAUAAACGGGUGAUAGAUAAAAAAAAAAUAUAAUAAAAAGAAUAGUGAGAGAAAAUAGUGCAAAACGAAAAAAAACACAAAACAGAGACAAACGUGGAAAAGGUGUUUCAGUUAAA
This is a messenger RNA of Culicoides brevitarsis, 1904 nucleotides long. Its product is annotated as tachykinins. Bases 223 to 1398 code for a protein of 391 amino acids. The record is from RefSeq and is a predicted model, not a curated record. The transcript is spliced from 9 exons. NCBI's taxonomy places the organism in Eukaryota, Metazoa, Arthropoda, Insecta, Diptera, Ceratopogonidae.